CUCAUUCCUUCUCCAAAAUAAAACUCAGAGAGGCUGUGAAAUGAAGCAGAACAACAAUACUUCAUGUCUCCAAUUUACUCGUCCGAUAAUUAUAGCCGUCCUAACACUAAUGUUCAUCGUCAUCGUGCUUUGCACCUGUCAAGUCGAGGCCAAGAGUAGUCACAUGAGCAAGCAUCACGGCCACAAACAUCAAUAUGCUCCUGCACCAGCUCCACAUUAUGGUGAUCUUCCAGCUGAGUCAAGCAUGUUCAAUGUGCUCUCUUUUGGAGCCAAAGGAGAUGGAGUCUCCGACGAUUCGAAGGCAUGUGUUGGCAUCUUUAGUCUGCUUGCAUUUUCAGCAGCAUGGAAAGCGGCUUGCCAGGUACCAUCGGCCACUUUGGUAAUCCCGCAAGGACUCAAGUUCCUGGUCAAGCCCAUCUCUUUCAAAGGCCCUUGCAUGCCUAACCUUGUUCUUCAGAUAGAUGGAAUUGUGCAAGCUCCUCCAAAAGUAGGCUCUUGGAAAAAAUCCAGUUUAUUCCAGUGGCUGAAUUUCAAAUGGGUCCAGAACUUUACAGUCCAAGGCACUGGGACUGUUGAUGGUCAAGGGUCCAAGUGGUGGAGUCUCUCCCAGAUGCUGCCCUACAAUGUGCAGAGCACGUCAAAACACGUUCUGGGCAUGAAACCAACUGCUUUAAGGUUUUAUUCUAGCUGUAACGUGAGCGUCCGUGGCAUCAGCAUCGUCAAUAGUCCUCUCUGCCAUCUGAAGUUCGACAAUUCCAGAGGGAUCAAGAUUAGCAACAUUGCCAUUUCCUCGCCCAAGGACAGCCCAAACACUGACGGCAUUCACCUGCAGAACAGCCAGCAUGUAGAAAUCGAACACUCGAAUAUCGGUUGCGGAGAUGACUGCAUUUCUGUACAGACGGGCUGCUCUGAUGUUUACAUCCAUCAUAUUAAUUGCGGCCCUGGACACGGUAUAAGCUUAGGAGGAUUAGGGAAGGACAAAAGUGUGGCGUGCGUCUCCAACAUCAUCGUAGAUAACCUCUCUCUAGAGAAUACACUAUACGGUGUCAGAAUCAAGACAUGGCAGGGAGGAGUCGGGUCAGUCAAGAACGUAUCGUUCUCAAACGUUCAAGUCUCCAACGUGAAGGUCCCGAUGAUGAUCGAUCAAUACUACUGUGACAAAAAGUUUUGCAAGAACCAGACGGGAGGCAUCGCGAUUUCCAGGGUCAAAUUCAAUCAGUUUGUCGGCACCUACGCAGCACAGCCCCUUCACAUCGCAUGCAGCCAGGACGUCCCAUGCACCAACGUCGAUUUGGUGGACAUUCAGUUGAAGCCGUUGCCGGGGCUCGGUGGUUCCCGGGAGGCUUUGUGUUAUAACUCUUAUGGAAAAGCGGUGGCUCCUCUUGUUCCUGCCAGCAUUGACGAUUGCUUGAGAAGCGAUGGUGGGUCGAGAAUUGCUAGGUCACACGAUGUGGUUUGCCAGUAAGGGGAAAAGUGCCAAAAAAGUCCUAAACCUUUUGGCUUGGUGCCGAUUUAGUCCUAAACCUUUUA
Molecule: messenger RNA, 1530 nt
Organism: Eucalyptus grandis
Lineage: Eukaryota; Viridiplantae; Streptophyta; Magnoliopsida; Myrtales; Myrtaceae
Product: polygalacturonase At1g48100
Exons: 8
Coding region: 41-1465 (474 amino acids)
Biological process (GO): carbohydrate metabolic process
Molecular function (GO): polygalacturonase activity
Source: RefSeq, a predicted model, not a curated record